Molecule: messenger RNA, 508 nt
Organism: Penaeus monodon (black tiger shrimp)
Lineage: Eukaryota; Metazoa; Arthropoda; Malacostraca; Decapoda; Penaeidae
Product: cold and drought-regulated protein CORA-like
Exons: 4
Source: RefSeq, a predicted model, not a curated record
CACGGCUAACGUCCUUCAUCGCGAGCCUCGGGUCACCUGCAAGGCUCCACGAGAACCGCCAUUGUCUCGCCGCCAUAUAAAACGGAGCCGGAGGUGGGAUCCUCACACUGGCGUUCCCACCUUCCUUCGCAUCGCACUGAUUCUCGAGAUGACGCUCAAAGCUGUAUUUAUUGCUGCUUUUGUCACUCUUCUAGUGACAUGUGUCGCAGCAGGGCCACUGGCUGAGCCUGGGUAUGGCCACGGUGGACACGGAGGAUACGGCCAUGGUGGGCAUGGAGGAUAUGGCCAUGGCGGACACGGAGGGUACGGCCAUGGUGGGCACGGAGGAUAUGGCCACGGUGGACACGGAGGGCAUGGCCACGGUGGACAUGGUGGAUAUGGACAUGGCGGGCACGGCGGAUAUGGCUGCAAGCUGCUCGAGAUCCUCGGCUCGCACGGCCCCGCGAUAACCGCCAUUGUCUCGCCCCAUGUAAAAGGGAACCAGAGGCAAUCUCCAACUUCCAGUUAA